Penicillium waksmanii is the source of this 432-nucleotide messenger RNA. RefSeq lists its product as uncharacterized. The transcript is spliced from 3 exons. The coding region runs from base 1 to 432 and encodes 143 amino acids. NCBI's taxonomy places the organism in Eukaryota, Fungi, Ascomycota, Eurotiomycetes, Eurotiales, Aspergillaceae. The record is from RefSeq and is a predicted model, not a curated record.
AUGGGAAGGCUCAUCAAGAACCACUGGGGGCGGUUAAUUAUCCUCGCAGCUUCAGCCUAUCAAAUUGCCAGCGCAAUCGAAGGCUUCAUUUGGCCAAAGGUGUUUUGGGAUUUCAUAUCCAAGAACCUCGAUGCGGCCGUCGCGCCGGUCCCUGUUCUCCAAAUCCUCAACCUCAUAAUGGGCAUCGUUGGGUUAGCCUGGGAAUGGCCCUUAAAACCUCUUGCUGGAACAUUUCCGCAUCGCAGCAUCGAAAUCCGACUGGUUGUUUACCCGCUCAGCGCUCUCUUCGCAGCCCUACUCUACCAAGGCACCGAUCCGGCUUUAUACUAUUUAGUGGGAAUUGGGGUAUAUUUUUGGGCUUAUAGCGAAGGCGAGGUUGUGUGUGCAGAGCCAUGGACAUUACCAAAGCGCUCAGGAUUGCUCAAAGCAUAG